Trichoplax adhaerens is the source of this 1251-nucleotide messenger RNA. RefSeq lists its product as uncharacterized. Gene Ontology annotation, molecular function: protein binding. The coding region runs from base 1 to 1251 and encodes 416 amino acids. The transcript has 11 exons. The record is from RefSeq and is a predicted model, not a curated record. Lineage: Eukaryota; Metazoa; Placozoa; Uniplacotomia; Trichoplacea; Trichoplacidae.
AUGGCGGCCAUUAAUGGUGAUCAUAUUCAACAUUUAAUACAAAAAUGCAAGGUCGAUGGCAGUAUUUCCAUAGACUUAAGCCAGAUGAAUAUUACCCGAAUCAGUGAUGAAUUACUGUCCUUGGAUCAUAUUGAACAAUUAUAUCUUGAAGGAAAUAAAUUACUGGCACUUCCAGAUGACUUUUUUGAUAGAUUACCUUCACUGAGAUGGCUAGACUUAAGAAAUAAUCAGUUGCAAAGCAUUCCUUCAUCUAUCGGAAAUCAUAAAACCCUGACUAAUUUACUUUUAAGCGGAAAUUUACUGACGGAGUUGCCAGUAGAAUUAGGUAAUUUGACAACAAUGGAGGGUAUUAAUUUUAAUAAUAACCCACUCAGUUUUCCUCCAACAGAAAUUCAGCAACAAGGAAUUCAGGGAAUACUGCAAUACAUGAAAGAAAUACUAAGGGAAAAACAGAAGACCCAAGAGACCACUACAGAUAAUGAACAAGACGAAGAAAAAAAUGUACCAAGUUUGCCUUUAGGACUAGACCACUCUGAUGGCAAGGCGGAGGAUGAAAUUACCGAAAAUUCAGACAAGAUGACCGACUUCGAAGCGAUUGCCGAGAAUUUGACGUUCGGUAUAGGUCAAUUAAUGCAUCAAUCAGGUAACGGCUACGGCAGCGCAAACAGCAAUAGCAAAAGUGAUUCUAGUCAGGGCAAGCCUAUAAAUAUAAAACAUUCAUCUGCUGGCCGUACAAAGAGCAAUCCCAUGGUUGGUGAAAAACAAGUUACAAUUAAUAAGAUUCAAAAGAAAAUUAAAGAGGAUGAGCAUUCAUGGAUGCAAAAGAGAGAUAACCAGCAGAGAGAACACGAACUUCAAAAAUUAAAAAGUAAAAAUACUCUUCGCGAUUGGCGUCAAGAAGGAAAGCGACUACAGCGUAAUAAGCAAAUGGCCGCUGCAAUGAAUCCAGAGGCUACAAAAGCAUCUGUUUCUCCACCUUAUGGUAUUCACGAGAAUCCAACGAGGGUGGACAACACGCAACAGGAGGCUGAAGCAAAGCCAGUAACUAAAAAAAGCCUAUUAAGCAAAUUAGAAGAUAGGAUUAAGUCUCAUACCAUACACUUAAAUAGAAAAUUUGGUCAACAUCAAAGUGCAUCCGAAGAAUUGGCAGAAGCUGAAAGGAAUUUAAAUAUCGCUCAGCAACAUCAACGCGAAUUACAAAAGGUCAAAGCCGCUGAUGAUGAAUUUAUGGCAUACAAUCCGGUUGCAUAG